This is a messenger RNA of Pollicipes pollicipes, 2192 nucleotides long. RefSeq names its product fibrous sheath-interacting protein 1. The transcript is spliced from 9 exons. NCBI's taxonomy places the organism in Eukaryota, Metazoa, Arthropoda, Thecostraca, Pollicipedomorpha, Pollicipedidae. The record is from RefSeq and is a predicted model, not a curated record. Bases 214 to 2142 code for a protein of 642 amino acids.
CCAUCAACUGAACACAACAUCGCCCAGCCCAAGGAUUAGCUAGCUAGCCUCAACUGACCGUGAAGUCAAUUGGUCUGCUUGAUUUUGAUGGUAGUUAUCAGCCAACUUUAACUUACUUUGCGAUAUCUUUUCUGAAAUACUUAGGCUGGAAACGGCAAGAUACACCAUGGUCUGCAGCACAUGAACGCGCCCCAUGAAAGACCAUAGUUGAGCAUGUCAUCUCAUCCAUCUAAAGGCAGACAAACACAGGGCAUCACUGAGGAAGAUGUGCUCACCCAGGUGCAACAGAUUGAUCAAGAUGAGAACGCAGAUGGGGAUCAGAGUUCUCACCGAAGUAACUGUCUGACGCUAAAUGAAGAUGAUCGUCAAGCAAGGCCAGCCAGCCUUCCAUGCAGCAUGCUGGAGCCCCAGACGUGGAACACCAGCCAGUCCAAUGAGACAGGAACUGGAGUGACAAACAACGAGCCCUCAGAUAGCAGUACGGCGGAGCAUCCCUCCUGGCUGGACGACCAAACAGUCGAAAAUGCCGACAACGAGCGUCUCGGCUGCCAGUCCUGGCGCGAGGAUGCCGGGGACAACGGCGACUCCAGCGCCAGCACAGCAUCGGACCGCACCCACACCAACCGCUCCCCCCCGAGUGGGAUGACAGGCGUGACGGUGACCGGCACGAGCGGCUCGCCGUCGGGCCCCGAUCUGGCCAGUGACGUCACCGCGUCGCCGCUGCCCGAGGGCGGCGGCGGCCGCUCGCUCCACCCGUCCGACAUGCAGCUGCGCCUACAGCAGGCUAUCGAGAAGGUCGAGCAGCUUGACCGCAGCCUUGAGAAGAAGUUUAAGGAGCAUUUGGACGCGCGUGCGGUGACGGCGGACCUGCAGGCUCUGGUGCGUCGGGAGCUCACUGAGCUCAGCUGCCGCGGUGCCCGGCGCGAGACGCGCGAGGAGGCAGACAACACGCUCCGCUUCCUCAGGGUCCUCGUAGAGAACGACUCGGAAUCAGACACAAGCAGCCAGGUGACGCCCAUCUUCCAGACGCAGGUGCGGUUCGGUGCGCGGGGCGUGCCCCCGCCGGCCGACGCCGCCGGGCCGCUGUCCGUGUCAUCCCGCCAGCCGCCGCCGCCACCGGAGGGAGUCGACGAGCCGGGCGGGACCGGCGACGACCGUGCGCCAGGCCGGCAGGCCGCCGCCGCCGACGACUACUUCAUCAGGAGGAAUAUUGAGUUGGCGCAGGAGCUGGGCGGCUCGCUGGCCAUGACGGAGGAGGAGCGGCGCCGGCUGGAGCAGCUGCUGGCUGAGGAGGACGAGCCCGAGAACGCCUUCAGCAUCGACGAGCAGAACCGCCGGCUGCUGCACAGCCUGGACGACCAGCUCAGCAGCAUGGGUGCCGGCGGCUCACUGCUGCCCGGCACACCACCGCCGCCGUCCGGCUCGGACGCGGACGGGGAGAGACCUGACGACGGUGGCGCCGCCGAAGAUGAGGCGGCCGGUGGCGGAAGUGACGCCGAGCUGGACUACCUGCAGAGGACCAGAGAGGACCGCGAGGCCGCGGCGAGGAUGGAGGCGCUGGAGCGCAGACUGGAACAGCUCAACGCCCCGCUUGAGGUUCGCCCGCUGGACCGGUGCGACGUAGACAGCAUGAUCCACGACACCAUCGCGUCGCUCGUCUCCGUGCCGCGCGCCGACCUCAAGUCCAGCACGUCCAAGACGUCGUACCUCGCGGCGCUCUCCUCCUCUUGCGACGUGCCCGGCUCCAGCGUGUUCACCAGCGAGCCGGCCGACGCCUGCGACUCCGCCUCCACCUCGUCCGCGUCGUCGUCGUCAUCCCUCUCGGAGCGAACCUCGUCGCCGCCGCCGCCGGCCGAGGUGCGCUCGGACGCGACGCUGGACCUGCGCUCGGUGCUGAGCGGCCGGCACGCCGACAACGAGCGGCAGCUGGCGCGCGAGCUGCGGCCCGGCUCGCCCAGCGCCUGGCUCGUCGACGUUGAUCAGGGGCGCCAGCGGUUGCAGCUGGUGGUGCCCCGCCUGUGUCGUAAGGUGCUCAGCAGCCUGCUGGAGAGCGCCGGCCUGCAGCUGCCGGUGCCGGAGGAGCCGCCGCCCGCCAGCACCGCAGGCGACGCCGAGCAGCUCCAGCCGUCGGCCGCCGCCUGAGGGGCCCGGCCUGCUCUGGUCCGGUCUGGUGGUCACCGCCGGAGCUGCCC